CGAUGUAGCUGUCAGAGCAUCAAGACUUCUUCAGUCUGUGGUUGUGAACAGGAAGUGCGGAGUGUGCGUGCAUUUGAGCUGAGAAAAUUAAUAACGCGAAUCAAAAAGUCUGACAUUUGUAGUCAUUGCGGGAGGUGUGUGCGUCUGCUGUGUGUGAAUACUGUACGCUUUGUCUGGAGAGGCAGAAGACGGAGGGUUGUGGUUCAUCUCUAGCCCAUCAACUGCUACUGCAAAACAAAGCAACCUCUUAUAAUAAAGAUGCACAGGAUGAGCCAUAAGCGCAGUAAAUGAUCACUUUGCAGGGAAUCUACCAGUGACAUCAUGAAUUUGGUCCGUCUCGUGUGUCGUCACAAGACAGCCCUGGCACUCAGUGUCUUCUUCUUAUUCGCCGUCGUCCUUUUGUUCCUCGCCAAAUGUACGUCUGAGACGCUGAAGCCGGCCGAGUCCCCAGGAGUGGCGCCGCGGGCCGAGUCACAUCAGAAGCAGCCGGCAGGGCCUCCUCACGCCAAAAAGCUCUCCACGUUCCUAGUCAUUCUCAUCACCACGGGCCCAAAGUACACGGAGCGUCGCAGCAUCAUCCGGAGCACCUGGCUGACCAAACACGAUCCCGAAGUGCUCUACUGGUUUGUCAUUGGCACCGAGGGUUUACCUCCAGAAGACCUCCAGAACCUCGGAACCGAGCAGAUCCGUCACCAUGACCUCCUCCUGCUCCCUGACCUCCGGGAUUCAUAUGAGAACCUCACGCAGAAACUGCUUCACAUGUACUCCUGGUUGGACCAAAACGUGGAGUUUAAAUUCGUUCUGAAGACCGACGACGACACCUUCACCCGCUUGAAUCUCCUCAAAGAGGAGUUGAAGACCAAGGAGCCCAGCCGACUCUACUGGGGCUUCUUCUCCGGCCGCGGGAGAGUGAAAACGGCCGGGAAAUGGAAAGAAAGUGCCUGGGAACUGUGUGACUACUACUUACCUUAUGCCCUGGGUGGAGGCUAUGUGCUUUCCGCCGACCUCGUGCACUACGUACGUCUCAACGUGGGGUUUCUAAAGACCUGGCAGAGUGAGGACGUGUCCUUGGGCGCCUGGUUGGCCCCCGUGGACGUGAAGCGGGUUCACGAUCCGCGCUUUGAUACGGAGUACAAGUCGCGCGGCUGCAGCAAUAAGUACCUGGUCACUCACAAGCAGAGUUUAGAGGACAUGUUGGAGAAGCAUCAGACGCUACAGCAAAAUGGGCGUCUGUGCAAAGAGGAAGUCAAACUGAGGCUGUCCUACAUUUACGACUGGAGCGUCCCGCCUUCUCAGUGUUGCCAGCGGAAGGAUGGCAUCCCCUGACUCUUUGACACCCGUGAUCAUAUGCAUUUUUUCCACUUGCUACUUAUUUAUUUAUUUAUUAUCAGUGUCGUGUGUCGAGCCGAAACAGCAUUUCUUAACCUAUUGAAA
Molecule: messenger RNA, 1434 nt
Organism: Sinocyclocheilus grahami
Lineage: Eukaryota; Metazoa; Chordata; Actinopteri; Cypriniformes; Cyprinidae
Product: beta-1,3-galactosyltransferase 6-like
Exons: 3
Coding region: 322-1326 (334 amino acids)
Biological process (GO): glycosaminoglycan biosynthetic process; protein O-linked glycosylation
Cellular component (GO): Golgi membrane
Molecular function (GO): galactosylxylosylprotein 3-beta-galactosyltransferase activity
Source: RefSeq, a predicted model, not a curated record